This is a messenger RNA of Beta vulgaris subsp. vulgaris (sugar beet), 1187 nucleotides long. RefSeq lists its product as uncharacterized. Gene Ontology annotation, molecular function: cysteine-type peptidase activity. Gene Ontology annotation, biological process: proteolysis. The transcript is spliced from 4 exons. The record is from RefSeq and is a predicted model, not a curated record. Lineage: Eukaryota; Viridiplantae; Streptophyta; Magnoliopsida; Caryophyllales; Amaranthaceae. Bases 588 to 1187 code for a protein of 199 amino acids.
GACUAUGACCCUUCUUCAGAGAAAGUUGGGAAAGUUGUGAGAGUUAAGGAACCAGGUGAUGAUUAUGACGAUGAAGGUUUGGAGGACCUGAUUGAUAGGAUUGCUGAUCAUGGAGUUGAAUCAUCAUCUGACAAGGCUAAAAAAGAAGAGGAUGAUAAUGAAGCUGGUGUUGUUUCAUCUUCUACGCCUGGUUUGCAUGCUGUUCCUGUCAAUAACCAUGGCAUAAUAUUAUGUCGAUGUUUGCAGCAUUAUAAUAGAUAUUUGAGUGAUCUGUCUCCUGACCAGAGGUUGCUGGUUGAUUAUCUAUUUUACAAUGAGUAUGAAGAUGUUGCAUAUAUGUCAUUGGAUACAGAUUCUGAGGAAGUGAAGAUGAAAAAUGACAUUAUGCAAAGUGAACUUACAAGUGAUCUCAUUGUGGAUUUUGAUAAUCCUCAUAGCAACUAUGCGGUUCAGCUGUACAAAUUCGACUUAAUUAGCAUGCCUCGUCAAGGUUGGCUGACAAGUGGAGUUAUUGACGGAUGCGCUUUCAUGUUCAAUAGGCAAGAAGAGGAAUCACCUUCUGCAACAAGGAGAUUUGGUUUAAUAUUAUGCCUUUUAACUAUAUCAAUUGGUUGUGUGCUGAGAAGGUAAAAAAGGUUCAGUUUGAGAGUGAGAUUGCUGAAAAUGAGAUUAUUUUGAAGAACCUGGAGGGCACUAGGCAGUAUGAUCAGAAGUUUAAGGAAUGGGAAGAAAACAAGAAAAAGCUUAUUACAAAAGAUGAUGAUUUAUUCUACAAGAAAUGUAAGGAAGCUAUUUCUUCAUGGGUGAAAUCAUUUCCACGCAAUGAUAUUCGAGAAGCUGAACUGAUUUUUGUUCCUGUUCACAAGGAUGAUCAUUAUACUGUCUUGGUGCUGAACAAGAAAGCAAAAAGGAUUGAAAAUAUUGACAAUCGUACAGACAUGAAGGACAUUGAUAGAUAUAAGCAUGAGGAAUUUAACGGUCUUACAUACUUUUGUCGUGCUUUUGAUUCUUUUAUGCAAGAGACUAUGAGUGUCGUGAUUUUGAUCGUCUCCACCAUUGGCAAACAUCAACUCUUUACUUCCCUUGGAGAAGCAAGGACAACAAUUUUGAUUGUGGUGUCUAUGCAAUCAAAACCAUGGAGCUGUAUGACGGUCAUAAUACUAACCAUGCUGCACUUGUUGACCUGA